CUAAGCCUAAGGAAAAUGAAUGAAUAAAGGAAAGCUGCAAAUUGAAGAGCUUCUAAGAUACGUAUAUGUGAUAUAAGCUGAUGUGGAGGAGCAAAAAAAAUCAAAGUCUUUAUGUUGGUAAAUUUUAAAGUACCAAAACCUGAUAUUCAAGAAAAGGGUUAAAUUGGUGCCGUGACCCAUGGUGAACUUGGGAAAACAUCAGUCUUCUGCAUGGCCUCAAGAGGCACACUAACAACUUACAAUAACGGCUACAGUCUUUAGCAUCUUGUUAGCAUGGCCCAUUCAAUGCCUGUUUGGUAGUGUAAUAAAAACCAUAUAUAGUAGUUGUGUGAGUAAAUCUUCCUCUUUGGGCCUCAACAGGUGCAUGGUAGAAGCUGUGGUCUUUAGUGUCUAUCUUUCUAUGCCAUAAAUGCCAGUUCUGAUCCUGGUCUGAAUGGAAAAAGUACAGUAGACCUGGAGGUGAUAAAUUGGUGCGGUGACCCAGAAGGAAGUUUUUGUGUGAGUAAAUCUACCUCUCCUGUCCUCAAGAGGUGCACUGGCUAGUGAUGGUGAAAGCUGUGAGCUUUAUUGUCUACUUUUCUAUGCCAGAAAUGGCCGUUUUCAUCCUACUCUGAAUGGGAAAAAUACAGUAGACCUGGAUGGGGAUAAAUUGGUGCCAUGACCCUGAAGGAUUUGAAGUUUUCAUGUGAAUAAAACUACCUCUCUUGGCCUCAAGAGAAACACUUGCUACUGAUGGUAAAAGCUGUGGCCUUUAAUGUCUACCUUUCUAUGCCAGAAAUGGCCGUAUUUACCCCACUCUGAAUGGGAAACGCACAGUAGAGGUUAUAAAUUGGUGCCGUGACCCAAAAGGAUUUAAAGUUAAGGGGAUGAGUGUAAAGAGGCCAGUAAAAAUUUCGCCACACUAACUUGCUGUAAAGGCAACAGACUUUAGCAUGUUUGUUAGCAAGGCCCGUUAAAUGCCAGUUUGAUGGAGUGUAAUAGAGGCUAGGAAUAGGAGUUGUUUGAGUAAACCUCACCCUCAGAAAAUAGAAGCUGUUUGAAAAACAUCCCUCACCUGGCCUCAAGUGAUGCACUAGCUAUUGACGCCAUGCUAUUUCAAAUCUCGCUUGGUCCGAGGAAAGCAGAACCAGCCCCAGAAUGUGGGGAAUGAGAGUGAGGUAAGGGGUAAAAGUAAUGGAGGCCCGCAUGUUGCAGCUAUGUGAUGCAAGAGUCUUUACCAUCCUUGUAGGUGCACACACCCACAUGCCGCCAUACCGGAAAAGCUAAUCAGAAUCUCAUUUAGAGCGGGGCAAGCAAAAGCAGAAGGGUUACAUUGGUGUCAUGAAUGGUUGGAAUGAGGUUUAGGGUUAAGUUCAAUGAGGGCAACCAAAUAGGGGAGUAAACCUCACUCCCUUGGCCUCAAGAGGUGAACUAGUGACUGAUGGCAGAGGCUGCGGUCUUUCAAGUCUCCGUUAGUACGUCAUUCCCCCAAGUCAGAAUGGGCCAAGUAAAAGUAGAGGGGUUACACUAGCUUGUGUUUACAGCAUCAAGAGGCACAAUGCUGCAAGCUUCACCAAGGUUUGCUUGACCAUGCUAGUCUAUCUAUAACUGACAGGAAAUUAAAGAUAUGUGGUCUGUUUUGCAUUUAUUUAUCAACUGUACAAAUAUUACUUGAUGUCCAGUCUAUUUUCCAACACACUAAGUAUGAAUGCGUAUCAAGAUCUUCUUAAUAAAUAUGUGAAACUGUUUAACUUAUGUUGGCGAGUUCCUCAACAGAGUGCAUCCCAUCGGAGCCAACUCUGUCAUAAGACUAGCUCCUUGUUUUAACAGCUACAAAUUCAUAAUGAACUGCAACACAUUCCUCUACAGACACCAUCCAUGAUUGGUAUGUAUAACAGUUAGAUAUAUUUGUAAUACAUGCAUGCGUGAGAUGAGUUGAAAUUAAGGUGACAGUGGGGGUGAUUCGCCCCCCUCAUGCUUGUUCUGCUCUGGGAGAAUCAGGCAGGGGAAAGCUGAGGUGAUUCACACAUGAGUCAACGGCUAUCAGCUAUAUAAGUCCACGCACUCAUGGAGCCCGGCAUCAUACAGUCCUCACAUCUCAAAGGUAUUGCUGAACUAUUGCAAAGAGUAUACAGGAAGUAUGCGUUUUCCAGCUCUCCGCUCAACCUGUAUUUUGAGCAUGCUCAGUUUGAUUCAUUGCAUUCCCGUUCAUCAGCAUGACCGGAAAAAUGUCAAACUGCAGGCAAAGACCAUCAUCGUCAGAAUCAGGGAACACAUUGACGGGCAAAAUUUACUUCCAACGCUCAUCAUUGGGGAUCCAGGACAUUAUCCAGAGAUUCCCGCUGACAAACCCAUCCAAGGGCUCGGCUCCAUCAUGGAAACCAUUAAUACCUUCCACAAGGUUCUUCAGAAGCUUCCAAAUAAGCAUGUUGACCAGAUACGCCGAGAUCUAUCCACACUUCUGGGUUACCUGGAAGGCAUGGACUGCACACUGAAGGAAUCAACAAAUGGGAAAGCGCUGGACGCUUUUCUAGAGGACAGUGCUUCAUAUCCCUUUACUUUAGAGUACAUGACUUUAAACAGACUGAAACAGUUUAUGCAAAAGCUGAUCGAUAAUCUGGACCAGCUGAAAAUCUGCUGAUUAGCAGUUAUAGUAU
This is a messenger RNA of Danio rerio (zebrafish), 2636 nucleotides long. Lineage: Eukaryota; Metazoa; Chordata; Actinopteri; Cypriniformes; Danionidae. The record is from RefSeq and is a predicted model, not a curated record.